GUUCUCGGCGACGUAGGGUAAUCGGAGGGGGAGGUCGGCGGAGAUCGGGCGUGGAUCGACGGCGGACUUCAGGUUUUUUCGUUUCUGAUCGUUUUUUCCUUUGUUUCUGGUUGCUCUCUUGAAUUCUUCUCCGUCGAGCCACGGGAGUUGUCGUGGUCGUCGGAAACGUCUCAAGCUAGUGUCCCUGUUGGGCCUUUUUCCUUUGGUCCGGCCCAUUUGCUUUAUGGUGGAGAAGUGGAACCCUCGGGUAGAAGGAGAGGAUUUCCGAAACGAUGUGUUUUGGGGAUUAGGGUUAAUACCCUAAUGUGUUUUGUUCUUCGACACUUUGACAAUACACACGGUGCUCGAGACGGAGAAGGCGGAAAGGGAGAACGGAGAAGAAGAAGGGAGAUCGCGAGGGCGGAGGAGCUUCCCGGCGACGGCGAAGCUCGGACCGGCGUCGACUCGCCAAAGGCGAGGGAGGUAAGCGUCGGUAAGGAUCUUUCGUGCCAUCUCUUGGAGAUUUCUGGUCUGUUCUUGUUGGGGCGAGUCUCCGACUUGUGGAGCUCCGUCUCUCGGUUGUUUCCAUUCUGUUUCUAGUGGAUUCGCCGGCACCGUCCGGCCGAGAUGUAGGCCCGAGGCAACUCGGUAACCGAACUCGUUAAAACGUCUGUCUUCUUCGAAUCUUGAACACACUAGCGUCGGAGUGAAACGGCGAGGGCUCGAUAUCGACUUCACAGUCCCUAGUAUAUUGCGGGUCACCGUCCCGGUAGGCCCUCUGGAGCCGAACACGUAAAAACUUCCUCGUCUCUUUUCUUUCUUCGCAUCCGAGAGUGGGAGACUUUUGAUCGGAAAGAAACGAGUGACCAAAGAACGGCGGGAUUUUCGACCUUACAGGUUUCUCUCUGAGUUUCAACAACAUUGAAAAAUGUAUUUAUUGAAGUUUUAUAAUUUAGAAAUUGCAUCAAGGGACAACCCCAGAAAAAAUUAUAAACACAACUUACUAAAAUUAAAUUUCAGAUUUAAUUUUUUUUAUUUAAAUCUCUCAAAUAUAAUAAAAAACCAUAAACAGAUAGAGAAACAAAUAGAAAAAACUAUAAUAAAAAUUCUCGUAAAUAUCAGUCGUAAGGUUCAUGAUUUUUUGGUGUGUUUGUUUAAUGGCGUUUUACCAAUGAAGAGUUCAAUUAGUUGUCAUUUCUCUUUUUCCGAGGCCACUGACUCCUCCCAUUAUUCUUACUUCAUGUUAUUUCUUUCAUCAUUUCACUCUUUCUAUAAAGUUUUCUCAUUUUAUUUCGCCAUCUUGCAGAGAUUUUAUAGAAAAGCAGGUAUCUGGCUCUCUCUGAAACGACAAACUCCAUCCAUGGACUUCGUUAACGUCAUUGAGCCUGAAAUGUCCCUGAAGAUUCUUUCUUGUCUCGAUGAUCCCUCUGAUUUUGUUCGAGCAAGUGCCGUCUCGCACUCUUGGCGAGACUUUGUGAUUCGACACGGUCUUUGCAAGAACCUAUGUUUAAGGAUGUUCAGUCAACUAUCUUUAGUUGAUCAUGUUAAUGUUAUCGAAGAGGGUAGUAAAGAAAAAGAGUCCUCUGAAGCUGAGUCAAGCAAUCUCAUGGAGUGGAAGUUAUUAGAGAAAGAACAUCUUGCUUACGCUUUCUUGGCACGAGGAUGCACAUCAUUCCCUGUCGAAAGCUGCAUUUCUGAGGCUAUUUCGUCAUCUGGCAAAAACCUAUCUCACACGCUUGAAUCUCAAAAUUGGGAUCACGGGAGGGCUUUAUGUUGGAUUAGUAGAGGACAUCAGCAACCUGCAGCGGGAGACUUCCUUCUUUACAAAUUAGUUAGUGACUUAUGUGCCGUUACUGAAAUCAACAUACGUGCUUUCGAAGCUCGAACUGGGGGGCGACGAAGGGUGUUUUCUGCGAGAUAUGUUCGGUUUCGUAUUGGUCAUCGUAAAACAGGUCAUGAGUCCGAACAAGCCUCAGUUGGGAGCAAAUUCGUAUGGACUUACACUUCAGAAAUGUUUCCAAUGGCUCAGGUACGUUCCCUGCAAAGUUUCAAGCUGCCAAAACCCGUUGUCUGCCUUGAUGGGUGUGUGCUGGUUGAGUUGUUGGGUUGUUCCGAGAGGAGCAUAAGUGAUGGUUUAUACCACAUCUGUAUCUCAUACGUCAAGGUGAUGGGAAGAUCGCUAUCUGAUAAUUUCAAGGUCAGAGCUUUAGAUGCCAGCGGACGGUUCGCCCUCGAUUAUGAGAGGUACCCACGGUCGGUCCGGACAGAAGACGAUAUUAUGUCUCAGAUGUUGCGUGAUUGUGUGCUUGACAUAAGAUCUGUAGUCUCUCAUGUGUUGCUUUGACUGGCAUUUGUCUACAAGUUUUUCAUGCAAGUCUGUAUAUAGAUCUUUGGAUAAUGAUGGUAGUGGUCAGGUCAAGCCGAUAGAUUUCCCGAUCUAUGCGUGGCACUUGUUCGAGUAAAAUGAGAGAAAAAAAUGUUAAGAUUGGGUGGAUCAAUUCAUAUAAGUUUUUUCCCAACCUA
Tarenaya hassleriana is the source of this 2502-nucleotide messenger RNA. RefSeq names its product F-box protein At4g00755-like. Gene Ontology annotation, molecular function: protein binding. NCBI's taxonomy places the organism in Eukaryota, Viridiplantae, Streptophyta, Magnoliopsida, Brassicales, Cleomaceae. The transcript has 5 exons. The coding region runs from base 908 to 2323 and encodes 471 amino acids. The record is from RefSeq and is a predicted model, not a curated record.